Molecule: messenger RNA, 977 nt
Organism: Nothobranchius furzeri (turquoise killifish)
Lineage: Eukaryota; Metazoa; Chordata; Actinopteri; Cyprinodontiformes; Nothobranchiidae
Gene: eef1akmt3
Product: EEF1A lysine methyltransferase 3
Biological process (GO): peptidyl-lysine methylation
Cellular component (GO): cytosol; cytoplasm
Molecular function (GO): protein-lysine N-methyltransferase activity
Source: RefSeq, a predicted model, not a curated record
CGGGAUGAUCAGUUAAUUCCAUAUUUUACCAUUAAAUAUAGUGAAAAUAAAGUGAAGUCCGCUGAAACAUUUCCUCUGGAAGCUGACCGGACCGGAAGUAGUGUAGCCUCACCAGGCGGCUCGUGCUAUAUUUAAGUAGCACUUCUUCGGCUUUGUUUAUCGAGCCUUGGUCAUGACUUCUGUUGAAGAUGAGGAGGACCCGUUCCCUGUGGAGGACUGUCUCUUUACUGAGACAUUCUCUCAGGACAUUGUGUACAACCUGAUGGGCGAAGACCUGCGGAUAAAACAGGUGUUCGGCGCCAACCUCGGCGUGGCUGCUCCGGUCUGGGAAGCUGCGUUACACCUGUGUCGUUACCUGGAAGAACAGUCAGUGGAGUUGAGAGGAAAGCGGGUUAUAGAGCUGGGAGCUGGUACAGGUGUUGUCGGGAUUUUAGCUGCACGCAGAGGUGCUGACGUGACCCUUACAGACCUACCUGUGGCUCUCCUACAGCUUCAGGCCAACGUCUCUGCCAACAAACCCCCUGAUGGUUGGCCAUCUACCCCUCCCACCAUCCUCCCUCUGUCCUGGGGCCAGGAUCACCUAAACUUCCCCUCUGACUGGGAUCUGGUGCUUUGUGCAGACAUCGUCUACCUCCCAGAGACGUACCCACUGCUGGUGGAGACGUUGGCUCAUCUAUGUAAAAAUGGAGCUGUGGUGCUUCUGUCGUCCAAAAUGCGCAAAGAACACAAAACUCCAAGUUUCUUUGAGGAGUUCCUGCCGAGCAGAUUUGACGUGGAGCUUGUGCAUCGUGACGAUAAACAAAACAACAACAUCUAUAGGGCAUUUCCACUGUGAUAGUAGGACUCAGUUAUUAUUGAGAUACUUUGUUGCAGUUGAACCAGUGUUUCAGAUCAUGUUGAAACAUAAUGUAUUUAUAUUUUCACUCUGGAUAUUAUAUUAACAGAUUAUGUUUUUACAAAUAAAAAGUUCUGACAAC